Molecule: messenger RNA, 988 nt
Organism: Eimeria maxima
Lineage: Eukaryota; Apicomplexa; Conoidasida; Eucoccidiorida; Eimeriidae
Exons: 3
Source: RefSeq, a predicted model, not a curated record
AUGCAGGCGCGGCGGCGUCUUUCUGCUUCCGGGGGCGAGGGAGGCGGCGGUAGUGAAGAUAUUGGGUUGUUGGAAGGGGUCAAUGAGGAGGGAGGUGGAGGCGAGGACCGGCCCAAAAAGGCCCCCGUGGGGCCCCCCAAGGGGCCCCCCAAAGGGGCACCACAAGAGGGGGUGAAGGAAAGAGGAAGCAGCGACACCCAGCUGGUGGCUGUCGGGGUUCCGCCCCCCCCAUCUUCUCCAGCCCUAACGCCUCCAUCCAGCGGCAGAACGGAUACACUUCCUGGCCAGCAAAAUGCAGCUCCUCCCACGCCAACAGUUGGUGGAAACAGAGACGCAGGCGCAGUUUCCCCAGUCUCGCCUCCAUCACCAGUUCAGUCGACCACUGGAUCUAUGGAGAGCAGUGCAGGCGGCAGGGGCACCUCAACCCGCAAACAACGACGCAAAAAGAAGAAGGCGGAACUUAUCAAUGGCCCCGACCCGCAUACGUACCGGAGGGAGCUGUGUACGAUGCUGCGGAUGGACGCUACACUCCAGGCGUGGUAUGCGUUGGUGGUGCUCUAUGUGGCGGAGUGGCCGACUUAUGCUCGCCAUGGCACAGGAGGCGACGCUUAUUUGAGUUAUUUGAAAGAUUUGGCCGAGAAAUUCGAAGUGCCGCGACAUGCUGCGGUGCAGGUUCAGAUGCUGUUUGCUGAGGAGCUGUCCUGCGGCACUCCUUCGUUCUUUCUAGACGGACUUAAAAUUGUUGGGAAGGACAUUCACCGGCACCAUGACUUGAUAAUGGUGCUGCGGAAGUACCGCGAAGAUUCCGAUUUUGCAGAUUUGAUUGACUAUACACAAGUGACCAAGUUGCCAGCGGACGUCUCCAUUUCGGGGUUCCCCAUGAUCCUCAGGACAGCCUUUGAGGGCUUCGCCUUUUGCUUUAGCAAGAAUUUGUACAUUAGACCUGACAAGAAGGGCGAUGGCCAAUCCAGGCGCACGGAGGGAACGG